AUUCACUUUUCUCUAUCGCAUAAGGCAUGUAAACAGAAUACAGCAGUUCCUAUCGUAGUAUAGCAGAAUAAAAGCGUGUUAUUAACGUUAAUAAUAUUGGUACAAAUACGUUUUACUCCACAUAACUCGUGCAACUUAAUAAGUGAUGGUAAAGAAUUAUAAUGGAGCAUAAACUUACAAAACAUGAUGAUGCUGAGAUCUACACAGACUGUUCAGAAUCCACUGAUAUGUUCACAUUAGCGAGGCGGAUUGAUUCAAGUCUAAGCUCAAGCAUAAAGGACUUACUCAAGCAAGUCGAAUUUUUUAAUGCGUUUUUACAGUUCUUCGACAACGCCAUUCUGAUACCAGUGGGCAGUUCUCAGGAUGGAUCGAAAGUCAACGUUCCUGGUGACGGGGGAGACGUUGAUAUUUUACUUAUUUCAAAACUCGUGGUACUUAAUGAGUCAUUAUUUGAAUAUGACAGCUGUUACCCCGCAUUUCUGAGAGUUCGAUGCGAUGACACACAUUCAAAAUUGUUCAAAUCGAAACGUUUAGUCGAAGAUAUGUACGUACCAGUCAACGUUUUGAAGCAUUUAGAACGUAGAAUAUACGGUAUAAUGAGGUUUUUCGUAAGCGCCAUCUCCCGUCCAGGCAUAUCGGCCGACGGAAAACACUUCAACGCUUUCAAAGAAUCCGCAGUCGGUUUGGAGUUUGCAGAGCUAGAUGGAACUUCAACCAUGGUUGCUUUGAAUAUGCCUGAAUUUCCUGAUACGAGAAUUAAAAAUUGGGGUGUUGUAUUAAAGGUUGUUCAUAAUCUUCUGGACUCUUUCGAUGCUAUGGUUCACAAAUGUUAUCCACAUGAGUUCUGUAACUCACAGAGUCAAAAAACGUUUUCUAAUUUAGAAGAAAGCGUAACUAGUGCGGCGAAAAAACUUGCAGACAUGUUUAGAGACGACGGGAAUGAUGAUAAAGAUACUUUGAAAAUGAGACACGAAAUAAAAGAGCCCAAAACCGACCCGAUAUACAGAAAAAGUUUAAGCAACGAAAUUGGGGAAACAACUGAACUCCCUAAACUUAUGACUGCUGAUAUGGUACCUGCAUUUACUAUUCAAGGCUGGCCAAGGGUAGCCGAAGAGUGGAUAACAAGACAUCGAAAAUGGCCUUCGAAUAAUUUGGUCCUUAAUAUUGUACAAACUGGUUGCCAGAUCGUUGCUAAACGGCCAUUGUAUCCGACACUUAAUGGCGAUAGAAACAAUGAGGAUCAUUCUCAGGAAGUUGAUGAAAAUGACACAUGUUUUCGGCUGUCAUUUUCGCAGUGUGAACUUGCCUUGGCGAAACAGCUUUCGGAGGUACCGCUUCUAUGCUGGAAGAUUUUGAAGGCGUAUCAAAAGGCGUUUCUUCGAACAGAACCACCAGUACUUACUUCGUAUCAUUGGAAAACUGUUUUAUUUUGGAUCAGAGAAGACACCGAUGACGACUUCUGGUCCGAACCGAAUAUGAUGAAUUGCGUUAUAAAAGCUUUGGAUUUCAUGAUAAAUUGUUUGAAGGACCGUUUUCUACCUUUAUUUUUUGUCCGUGGAGAAAAUCUCAUCGCAGGAUGUCGUGAUGACCUUGUAGAUAUAACUCUAGAAAAGGUGAUUGAAAUUCGUAAGGCACCUCGCAAGUACCUGAAUACUGUUUUAGAAAAUCCACCGAAGCCCGAAGUUUACAUUAUUUCGAAAGAUAAAAUAAAGGAAUAUUUAUCCGCUGAAAGUAACAACAAUAUGGUAGAAGAUAUAUGUAAUAAUAUGUUGCACGAUUUUUGGUAUUCCAUGCCAUGGGAUAUCACCAACAAUGCAGACGAAUGCAGUAAAGAUCGAUAUGAUAGCAUCAUGAGAAGACUUCCCAAUAACCUCCGCAAUUGGCUUCAGUUAAUGAAGGGAGAGUGCAUGACUAAAUCUGCACAACUCAUUUUUACUGGUAUGGAGUCAUUGAUGGAAACUGUAUUCACAUUUAAUGAACACAGAGACAGUGCCAACUCAGACAGUGAAAAUGAACAAGUAAUAUAUUCGAGAAAGCAAACCAACAUACAUACGCCACUACAAGAAUCACAGAUGUGGGAUGUGCCUUCAAACGCAAACGUACAAAACGAUCAGACGAAAACAAAUGAUAGCUUCACAGUUAAAGCGAAUGAACAGCCACGUACAAAUGAAGACAUGGCUAAUGACAAGGGAACUAGUACAGUCGCUGAACCCUCGGACAAUUCUAGGAGUACAGUAAAAGUGGACGUUAAACUUAACGGAUAUCCUCAAAAAGUUUUAGACACAGCUGAUUACCAAAAAACGAACGAAGAAACGUCAAAAAAGUCGACUAAACAAAAAGACGAUUCAUUCAGUCGUACAGUUGAAGUGGGUUUUGAACUUCUAAAUGACCUCAUUCGACUAUCUGAAGAAGAAGAAGAAGAAAAUCAAGAAAGCGAUAAAGGAAAACGUGAGUCCGGUUCAGGUUUAAUCAGAGUUGCUGGAAAUUGUGCUUGCAAUUUGAUUCAGUCAAUGAAGGAAGAGAGCAAGACUCACUCUGAACAACUUAUUUUAACAGGAUUUGGGUCAUUGAUGGAAACUGUCUGUACCAUACCAAAGGAAAAAGACAGUAAAAAAUCAGACAGUGAAAAAGAACAGGUAAUAUAUUCAAGAGAGAAAACCAGCAAAAAUACGAAGGAUAUUCCUUCAAAAGAAAACGUACACAAUGAUCAGACGAGGAACGCAAAUGAUAGCUUCACAGUUCAAUCGAAUGAACAUCCACGUACAACUGAAGACAUGGCUGAUGACAAGGCAUCUUGUGCAGUCGCUUCGAGUAAGUCCACUGAACCAUCAAACACUUUUUUGAGUACAGUAAAAGUGGACGUAGAACUCGGCGAAUAUCCAAAACAAGUUAACGAAAAAGCUGAUAAACAAAGUACUAAUGCGGAAAUUUCAAAUAAGUCGACGAAACAAAAGGCCAAUUCAUGUAGUCGAAAAAUUAACGCGGGUUUGACACUUCUAAAUGACUUCGUUCGACUUGUAUCUGAAAAAGAUCAAGAAAGCGAUGAAGGUGAACGUGCGUCCGGUUCAGGUUUCGUCCGUUUUGCUGGCAAAAUAAUAAGAGAUUUCCAACAGCAACUUGGUGAAGAUACUGAUAACAACAAUGCCAACAUGACCAAUUCAAGCAAUACAAACAGAUCCUCGAAGGCACCAUGUGACUUCGACCUUGAUUGACGUUAUGAGUUCUUCGAAAACCGACCACAGUCAAUACCGGCCCCUGUCUAAACCUUUCAAAACGCCAACACCUGUCACAAAUAAUGUUAGUGUUGCCAAAAACGUCACAAACAAAUUAAGAUGUAUGUUCAACCACUAAUUAAUAUGUAUAAAUCUCGUAAAGGAUCUAUGCCGAACAAAUUCCCUUAGUGCAUAAUGCGUUAUUUAUAUAUUGUCAAACAGCAGUGCAGAACUUUUAGGAAUAAAUAUAUGAACACUUUUUUGUAAGACAUCAAUCUAUCUUAUAGGCCUCGUUAACGUUAAUUCUUUGAAUUUCAUGUAUAAAAAUAAACAUUUUCACAAGAUGUGACAUUACACACAAGUAUUUCCUUGUAAAGAAUCAGUACAGAAAUAACUGAACAAGGACAUGACAACAAUUGCCAUGCCAACAACGGAAAUGAAACUUAAUAAUCAUUGAUCUGGAACUGAGACAUUGUCAGUUAAGAUAUGAGCACGAACAUUUAAAAUGACUUAUAACAGAGUGAUCAUAAGAAUAAACAUCUGACAGGAAAUAAAAUUAAUCUUAGGCAUUCAAUAUUACGGAAUAUCACGUUUUCAUGUAUUUCCGGUGUUUCAUUAUUCCUUGAUAUUAAACAAAACGAUAUUUGUUUAUGCCCUUAUGUUUGUUUGGUUCCGGUUAAAAUGUCAACACGUAUACUGAAAAUGAAAUUUAUGAAUUAAAAAAAACGCGAGUGAUCUGAAUAAAUGUGAAUGUUUUAAAUGGAUGGAUUAUAUUAAUACGGACUAUUGCAAGAAAUUCAAGUAAUGAAAUUAUGUUUUAACGUGCUUUAAAUGAUUUAUUUAGCUUACAAUUUCCCCCGCUUGAUUUACGAGCGGGUGGGGAACCCUAUUCUUCAAAUUUUAUAUAGAUAUUUAUAGCAAUCACAAACUUUUCAAUAAGCUUACAAACAUGUUUUAAUCUGUAAGCUUAAUAACCCUCUAUGUUCAGUGAAUUCGUCACGCAUGACCAGGACAUAUAAUUGAUAAUUGAAUAUAGGAAGUCGCGACGAACUGAAAUUAACCGUUAACACUUUGCACGAGGAAAAACUGACAAACACUUAAUAACUUCACAAUAAUGAGCAAAAGACAGCACUCAUCAACUGCAAGUGAAAGCAACUUAGCUGAUACUAGCAUCAUUGAUUUACCCGUUUUUGAAACUCCCAACUCAAAUAAACAAAACAAGCAAACCAAAAAAAGAGGAAAAAAAUCGAAGACGGAACAGGACAAAACAAACCAAAAAAGUAUGGCGGACUUUGUAACCAAAACCGCGAUUGAGAAAACUGAAACCUCAAUUGAAACACGCCUUGAUGAAAUUUGCUCCAAAUUGUCCAAUGUGCUCACUAAAAAUGACACAUCCUUAAUAAAAAAUAUAAUCAAGGAAACACUGGAAGAAAUUAAAGAAAAAUUCCUUGGAAGUGUAUUGAAAAAGCUAGAAAUAAUGGAAGGCAGCGUUUUUGAGCACAAAAAUGAGAUCGAUGCCUUAAAAAAACAAAUCAAAGAUCAGAAGAGCGAAAUAGAUGCCAUGAAAGAAAAACAAUGCGAAGCUGAGUUUAGCCAUGUUUCAAGUCUAAACGAUCUAGAACAAUAUGGAAGAAGAAACAGCAUCAGGAUAUCUGGCCUCCCAAAUGAUACGGACCAACAAUCAUCGAUAGACGUGGCCGAACAAUCGGUGAACAUGCUCAAUCAAAAGCUUGGCCUUAGACUUGGAAUUACGGAUGUCGACGUGGCAUCGUCUUGGUAAAUAUAUAUCAAAUAAAAGCCGGACAGUCAUACUCAAAUUCGUCAGGCGCCAAACAAAAGUCGAUGUUAUGAAACGUGUCAAGCUUUUAAAGGGAACUGGCAUUUACUUAAAUGAAGACCUUACAAAGACAAAUGCAGAAGUCUUAGCAUCACUGCGUCUGAAGGAACCUGAUAUAGUAGAGAAGGCCUGGUCCCGAGACGGAAAACUGUUCGUGCGCUACCGAGGACAGGAGCGCAUCGAACUAGUGUCAUCUGACAAAUACAGGUUGCGGCUGGCUAAGCCAUGGCCAAACAAAAACCAGGUGAAAUCCGGAACAACAUACGCCCGCAAAGUUUCAGAUGGAGGCAACUCGAGACCUGCCAACAGAACAUAAACAUCAGAACAGUGGCAAUAGCUCUGGUCCCGGAUAUGGCUCCUUUGUUUACCUAUCAAAAUGUUGUAUUGCAAUUAUUUCUUAUUCCUGUUGUUUUUGGUACAUGUAACAUGCUAAACACACACACACACACACACGCACGCAUGCAAUCAGGCACGCACCCACCGAUACAUCGUAACCUACACCCCAUAAAACACGCGAGAAUACACAUGCGCGAUCACGCAUUCACACACACACGCGCGCAUGCAUUCACAGACAAACACACGCGCGCGCGCACGUGCGCACGUACACGCACACACAUUAAACUGAUGGAUGCGCACAUUUGUAUAUGUAUAUAUAUGUAUAUGUAUGUGUGUGUGUGUGUGUGUGUAUGUAUGUAUAUGUAUGUGUAUAUAUGUAUAUAUAUAGAGAGAUAGAUAUAUAUGUAUAUAUAUAUAUUGGUAAUGUGUAACUUUUUACAUAGUGAAUACUUUUUUUGAGUUACUUCCCCUUGAUAAAAUGUUUGCAUGAAAUAAACUUUUUACCAUAUCAAAACACAGAUUUAAUUGCAAAGAAAACGUAAACGUUAUUAACAGGGAGUAUAGUUAUAAAAGAUAAGGGUAUUUUUUAUGUCUGUAUACUACCGGUUUACUGAUUUGAUAAUUUUUACGACGUGAGAAUAUUUAUAAAUUUAAAGUUUAACAUUAAAUGAACAUCUGUAUAUUUGGGCUAUAGCUGAAUACCCACAAGGUCUUUUUUAAAUGCUACUUAAAAUAAUGAUAUAAUUCUUUGUUAUCAUUCCGUUGCUGUUUAAUAUGUCUGUGUACAGAUUUGAUGAUUUAUUUGGUCAAUUUUUCUCGAAUAAUGUUAAGGGAUAAGUAUUGUGUAGUGUUGUCGUGUUUGUCUUAUAAACACCAAAAAAUGUAAUAAAUGUAAGAGAUACAUUUGCUAAAUACAAUAUACCAUCCCUUUUCUAAUCUAUAUUGUUCUGUAUUUUAUCUUGUUUUUUUUUACUUAUCAUGCCUAUAAUAUUAAAUAUGUCCGUUUACAGAUUGGAUGAUUUACUUGGUCAAUUUGUCUCUAGUAAUAAAAGUAAGAGAUACAUUUGCUAAAUACAAUGUACCGUCCUUUUGCUAAUCUAUACCGUUUUGUAACCUAUUUAUCUUGAUCUUCACUUCAUUAUCCAGUUUUACUGAACUUUGUUUGAUAACUAAAAAUACUGAUUUAAAUAGACAAAAUCUGUGCUAUAACAAUUAAUUAAUUUUAAUUAGUAAUACUUAAGCUUAUACACACUAUCAAACAGCAUUUUAACAUUUAAACAAAUUUCGUUUUCAUUUAAGUUUAGAUGUAAAAAAAAUGCCAAUGAUCACUAUCUAGAUUAAGCAUUGGUCAUUACCAAUUUCCUGUUGAACAUUCUUUUAAGUAAGACAACUCAGGAUAAUAACCCGCUCACAGCUAACGGUUAAUAGGGAAUAUGCAUUUUUUUAUGUGAGGUUGAAUGCUAACGGUUGAUAAUAUAAUGGGUUAUUUGUAUUGAUCCGUUGAGUGAAUGCAUUGUACGUCUGCUUAUGAAAACACUUUGACAGCUGUUAUGUUUGCUUUUGUGUUUUUGAAAUAGUCAUAUUUAAGUUGUGCAAACAAUUUCCGUAUAUUUAUUCUCUUCUUAAUAGUGCGACUUUUUAGGAAACACAAUAUAUUUGUAUUGAAGUGUUUUUUUAUUACUAUUUAUUAUUAUGUACGGGAAUUUGCUUCUAUAAAUGAAAUAAAAUUAUGAACACAUGCGUAUGGUACAAGUGUCAGUACAAACCAUUAUAGCAUAUAAAUAACGAAAACAUAAUAAAUUAAAUAAUAAAUAAAUUAUAAAUUAUAAAUAAAUUAAAUAUUUGUAUUAAAGUGUUUUUUAUUACUAUUUAUUAUUAUGUGCGGGAAUUUGUUUCUAUAAAUAAAAUAAAAUUAUGAACACAUGCAUAGAGUCCAAGUGUCAGUGCAAACCAUUAUAGCAUAUAAACAACGCAAACAUUAUAAAUUAAAUAAUAAAUACAUUAUAAAUUAUAAAUAAUUUAAAAAUUAAAUAAAUUAUAUGUGUAUUACAUAAAGUUCGAACAAUCGUUAUAUGAACAAAUAUAUUCAAUUGGUAUCUAAUGGGUACUAAUAAAUACCUUAAUUAUAUCUUAAGCGAAUGCACUACUCAGGCUUUAUGAAUACAUGAGUACUGUAUAUAUGCACACAUAGUUGUUGUUACGCUUUGUACGUGUUCUUACUUAAUUGUUGUGAUCGUAUACAUGAGUACUGAAUAUAUGUACACAUUGUUGCUGUUACACCGUGUACGUGUUCUUACUUUAAUUACUGUGAUUGUAUACAUGAGUACUGCUUAUAUGCACACAUUGUUGUUGUUACGCCUUAUACGUAUUAUUAAUUUAAUUACUGUGUUUGUAAGUACACAUUAAUUUUUUGCGUUUGAAGAUUAUGUUUUAUGUAGGUCUACAGUAGUCGCGUCAAAUUUAAUAGUAUACUAUGUAAUGCAAUACUAUUAGAUAUAUAAGUUUUCCAUGAGCUGACAAUAUGCUAUUGGGCGUUUUCAUGCUAUAAUAAAUACAGUCAUACACAAUUAAGAGCACACACACGCGCGCAGACACAUACACGCACUGCUAUUUUUGUUACAUGCAUACACGCAUCCACUGAAAAUAUUUUUGUUACAUACAUAGACACUUCAUUUAAAAAAGGCCAUUAUGGCUGUCUAAACUUUCGAUUUUCGUGUUUUAGAUUGCCAUAGAGUGGCGUCUCUUAAUACAUACUAAAUAGUUUAAAAUUAUAUUCUAGUUUUGCUUGGUAAACCGUAGCGGCAAUCUAGCGUGCACUAGGUUGCCACAAUGUACGGGAACUUUUAUGAAUGAAAUAAAAUUAUGAACACAUGCAUACACACACGAACAUAAUAAAUACACUAUGAUAAAUUCAAUUAUUAAAACUCCAAAUAUGACCAAAAGGAAAUAAAGUAAGUAUAUUGUUUCUUUCAGUUGUUUGCAUUAAAUAUUAUCUUGCAAUAGUGAUUUAUGAUUAUAUUUACUGACUUGUAUAUGCUAUUUUUAUUUUAUUCAGAUCAUUUUAGAUGUCGAAAGGAUACCCUAAAAUGUUCACUUAUAAUAGAAAGCAACUGGACUUUAAAAAACAUAAAAAUCAACUGGACAAGCACACACACACAUUAUCAUUACAACACCCUUCACCAUUUUAAAUGAUUAAAUUAUGUACUUUGAAUGUAAAAGGGCUAAACAAUAAAGAUAAACGCAUAAAAAUCUUCAAAUGGUUAGACGAAAAAAAAUAUAGUAUAUGCCUAUUACAAGAAAGUCACUUGACACAUACCUUAGCACAAACCUUUAAAGAUGAAUGGGACGGAGACAUCUUUCUCAGUGGACAACAUACUAAUAAACAAGGCAUUGCCUUUCUAAUAAAAAAUAAUAUAGGGAUCACAGUCGAUAACUUUAACGAAAUAAUAAUUGGCAGACAAGCAAGUAUAGAUAUAAAAAUACACGAAACACAAUUAACAUUAAUCAACGUUUACGGCCCUAACAUAGAUGAUUCCACUUUUUACGAAACAUUACAAUCCUUUAUAAAUAAUAACCAAGAUAAAAACAUUAUAGUCGGUGGUGAUUUCAAUACUGUUCUUAACCCAUUAUUAGAUAAAAAAAAGGGAAACCUUUAUACUCAUCCUAAAAAUAGAAACAUUUUAAAUAACAUAAUUGAAAAUUACAAUAUGAUAGACAUCUGGCGUACAAUAUAUCCAAACGAAAGCAAAUUCACAUGGCACUCAAACACAAAACCAACAAUAUUUUGUAGAUUAGACUAUUUUUUAAUAUCCGAGUCUCUUUGCAACAUUAUUGACACAUGUAAUAUAAAACCAGGAUUUAUGACUGACCACUCUCUAGUUGAACUUAAACUACACAAUAUGCAACCUGAAAGAGGCCCAGGAUACUUUAAAAUUAACAACAGCAUCUUAUUAGAUACACAAUAUCAAACACAAAUAAAACAGGAAAUAUUAAAUACAGUUCAAAAUAACAAAGAUGCAAACCCAAACACCUUAUGGGAAGUAAUUAAAGGAAAUAUACGUAACACAACAAUUAGAUACACAUCAUUUAAACAAAAAGAAACACACAAACUUGAAACUGAAACCAUCAAAACCAUUGAAACACUUGAAAAACAAUUGCAUCAAACAAACACAAUUGAUACCACCGACAUUGAAAAUGAAAUAACAUUAAAAAAGCAAAUAUUAGAUGGAAUCUAUCAUACAGAACUCAAUGGAAUAAUACUAAGAGCGCGUGCACAGCAUGUUGAACACAAUGAAAAAAAUACAAAAUACUUCGCAAACAUCGAAAAACGUAGAAGUGAACAAAAAACUGUACACAAAUUAAUAGUCAAUGGCGAAGAUAUAACAAACAAAACUCAAAUACUAGAAGAACAACGUUUAUUUUUCGAAACCCUCUACAAACGAAAACAUGUUGAAAAUAACACCCUUUUUAAAAAUACACAUCACACUUUAAAUCAAGAAGAACAACUAUUGUGUGACGGAUUACUAAAUGAAUAUGAAUGUGGAUUAGCACUAAAAGAAAUGCAAAAUAACAAAAGUCCAGGAUCUGAUGGCAUCACCAUUGAGUUUUAUAAAAUAUUUUGGAAUGAUAUCAAAACGCAUUUAAUUAAUUCACUAAACCAUUCAUAUAAUAAUAAAAACCUAACAACGCUUCAAAAACAAGGUAUUAUAUCACUCAUUCCAAAACCUGGAAAAAACUUAGAAUCCUUAUCAAACUGGCGCCCAAUUAGCUUACUAAAUAAUGACUAUAAAAUUGCAACUAAAAGUAUAGCAAACAGAAUUAAAAAAAUAUUACCAUCAAUCAUUUCAAAAUCUCAAUCUGGUUUCAUAAAAGGACGUUACAUUGGUAAAACGUUCGUCUUAUCCAAGAAUGCAUAAACUAUUUCAACAAUUCAAACAAUCCUGGUCUAAUAUUCUUUGCAGACUUUGAAAAGGCAUUCGAUUCACUUGAUCAUUCAUUUAUGUUCUCUUGCUUAGAAAAUAUGAAAUUUGGUGAAAGUCUCAUUCAAUGGGUCAAACUAUUCUAUACCGAUAUUAACAGUAUAAUCAUUAACAAUGGUUUCUUUUCAAACAGUUUUAACAUCGAACGAGGGGUUCGACAAGGAUGUCCACUAUCAUCAUCGCUAUUUAUUAUUUGCAUCGAGUAUCUAUCACAUCACAUCCAAUCAAAUAAACACAUAAAAGGCAUAUCACUAGAACCUGAUGAAGAUAUCAAACAGUCCCUAUUUGCUGACGAUGCAACUUACUUCUUAAACGGCAAUUACGAUUCUUUCCAUAACCUAAUAGAGUCACUUACCAUUUACGGAAUGACAUCGGGUCUUAAACUAAACAAAAGUAAAUGUACUGUGCUACGAGUAGGUAAAUUAAAACAAAGUAAUGCCCUAUAUAAAAAAGAAAUGAAAUUUAAUUGGACAUCCGAUGAAGCCACAACGUUAGGAAUUACUUUCACAAAUAAUGAAAACGAUACAGUUCUUAAAAACAUACUACCUAAAUUUCGGAACUUUAAAAACUGCUUAAAAUCAUGGCAUCACCGUAAACUUACACUGAUCGGAAAAAACACAGUAUUGAAAACGUUUGCACUUCCUAAAUUAAUUUAUGUAUUCACAGUUCUCCCAAAUCCACCAAAUGAUAUUAUUAACGAUAUAAAAUCAGCAAUAUUUAAUUUCAUAUGGGACGGUAAGCCUGAUAAAAUAAAACGAACUCAAUUAAUUCAAUCUGUAGAAAAUGGAGGUAUCCAAUUAACGAACAUUGACUCAUUCUUGAAUGCAAUCAAAUGCAGCUGGGUUAAAAGAUACCUAGAUAAUACCAAUACGAGUAAAUGGAAAUUAUUCUACCAGAAAAUCCUAAAAAAAUAUGGUGACUCCUUACUCUUUGAAUGUAACAUCAGCAAUACUAUCUUACAUGAAAUUGCAAAGGAAAACAUAUUUAUAGCUGAUGUUCUAUCAGCAUGGAGUGAUGUCACUCAUAACAUAGAAACCAAAACCAACAGUAAAACAAUUUUAUGGAACAAUAAAGACAUAACUUCAAACAAUAAGUCGUUUUUCUAUAAAGAUUGGUUUGAACGAAGCAUUAAAUAUGUCGACCAAUUAUAUGACUACAGAAUUAAAGAUUUCUACUUGUUUGAUGAUAUAUGCUACAUAUACGGAAUACCUUCAAAUAAUUUUAUGAAGUACUACACACUAACCAAAAGUAUACCCAUACAUAUUAAAUCUGGAAUCAAUACAAAAAAUACACCAUGCACUCAAACAACAUUCGUAGAAAACAUACUUGGAAGAAAAAAAAAAACAAAUAAAAUAUUUUACACACUACAAAUUAAAAACCCUACAGAACACUCCAAAAUCCAAAAUAAAUGGCAAGUCCUUUUCGGAGAACAUGAACUUAAUUGGAAACACAUAUUUACCAUGCCAUAUAAAGCAACUAUUGAAAGCACACUAAGAAAUUUUCAAUAUAAAUACAUCCAUAGAAUUAUAGCUACAAAUAAAUACCUCUUUAAAUGCAAAUUAUCUAACACAAAUCUGUGUGACUUCUGCGGUGAAAACAUUGAAACUAUAGAACAUCUUUUUUGGGAGUGCAAACACAUCCAGCCUAUUUGGAAUCAAUUAAUAUCUUUUCUUGAACAACAGCAACUAAACGUCAAACUAUCUUUCUUAAAUGUAAGUUUCGGAAUUAACUCAUUGAAAUCAAUAGACUAUAAUAAUAUAGUGAAUUUUAUUCUUAUAUUGAUGAAAUAUUUUAUCUUUAACAUGAAGUACAAAAAACAAGUACCAAAUUUUAAUUGUUUUGUCCAUAGUCUUAAACUAAAAAUCCAGAUUGAGAAAGAAAUAGCCCUCAGUAACGACACAUUACAAAUCUUUGAACAAAAAUGGAAUCAGAUUAAAUUCUCAUAAUGUUUUGUCCAGUUAUAUACAUUUCACUCUUAUGUUAGUUUAUCUUUCUAAAAUAGUUUUGUUUAUUUCUUUAUUUCAAUUUUUCAAUCAUACAACUUCAUUAUGAAUAUACAACAAAACACACAAGUCCAAUAUGCUUUCUUCCGACUUUAUACAACUCAUCAUUUUCAUAACUAUUCCUCUACUGUUUUUUUUCUUUUCUCUCUAAUUUUUUUUUAAUAUAUAUUAGCAUAUCUUGUAUAACAUGUCUGAACUUUAUUGCUUUGUACAAUCACUAUGUUGUAUGAUCAUAUACAUGUAUACAUUGUAUGUAUAAUAUUGAAUAAAAAAAAAUGUUUGUUUGUUUA
Dreissena polymorpha is the source of this 12657-nucleotide messenger RNA. RefSeq lists its product as uncharacterized. Bases 162 to 3212 code for a protein of 1016 amino acids. The record is from RefSeq and is a predicted model, not a curated record. Lineage: Eukaryota; Metazoa; Mollusca; Bivalvia; Myida; Dreissenidae. The transcript is spliced from 2 exons.